UAUUUCAAAAUACAGUCAGACUUCAAAUUAACCCCUCCCAUGUAUUUCAAAGACCUGGGAAAUCAAUGGGUUAUACUAAUAAAUUCUUUUUUUGCCUUUGCUUUUAAUGUAAGUUUCAGUGCAAUUCAAAGACUAAUUAAUUCUUUCUCUAAGUGUUUUGAUCAUGCAAUGCUGCAAAAGGAUGAAAGGGAUUUUUUUUCCCCAUGUUUUAGUUUCUACUUCACAGGUCUUGAUGUAUUAGCUUAGUAUAGUUCAUGUUAUGUUGAUUGUUGUGCGUUUGUUUUCUUUUCCAUAUAGCCCAUACACUCUGCAGACUGUGGAUUUGAUGUUAAGACCCCACCAGCUGGGCUGUACCCAACCUGUGUUGGCGUCAGCUCAGCUGGGACUAGGGGGUUGCAUCUCAACACUGAGGGCUCUGUGCAGCCUGUCUUCCUUGAUGCUCGUGUCCCAGAGCUUAUUCGAGCCUGUCAGCAGAUAACACUCAGAGAGGUGGAAAGGUGAGUCUGUGCUGCACCCCGAUACCAGCAUCACAUGAACUGCCUGUCGGUAGCUCUGCGGGACUCCUCUGAGCUGCUGCUCUCAUGCAGGUGCUGGUACAGGUAUUGCCUGGCAGAUGAGUGUACUUGUGCAGGCCCAGCCUGGUGGUCCACCGGCUAGGUGGCCCUGUCUGGGUCAGGUUGUAGUGCUCCUUGGACACAGCCAGUGACUGCCUAUUUGAGAUCAUGGUGAGAUCUUUUAGGGGUGGGUCACGGAUUAGGGCACACCUGUGGGUUUUUCCUCUAUUUCUUCUCUCUGCUCUUGGCAAGAAGGAAGUUGGACUAAAUGACUGUGGAGCUUGCUUGGAGCUAUAAUCUUCUGCCACGGUGACCUGUGCUGAGUGGUGCUCUCCAUGCUUCUGCCUGUCUCCGGUCAGCAGCUCUGGGAGAGGGUGGGUCAGGUAAAAUCCUUGAGUGUGAGCUCAGGUUACAACAGGAAAAUAUGUGUGUUUGUCUUUAGGGGUCCAUACCAGAAUGGAUGUGUGAUCAACCCAAAAGAUGAGGUUUUCAGUCUUUCUGAUGAGGCUGGGGGGCACACUUGAUCAAGCAUCCACCUGUAUUCUGCUUCACUAUGCAGGGCUCAGGCUUAUUAAACUUCUAAAUAGGUUGCAAAUUCCAUUGUCUUCUCCUGUUAGUUACACUUGUAGACUAAGUUGUGGGCUAGGGUUAGUGUGUUCCAGGGUGGGGUUUUUUUGGUUGGCUUUUUUUUCCUUUUUAUGCCAGGAUUUCUUAUUUUCUUGGUUUGGCGUCAGCAUGUAGAACAGGCCUUUUGUUGUGGUGAAGAAGUCAGUACAAUACAACCAUUUGUUACCUCCUCCUGCUUCUGCUCUUGGUGCUGUGGCCAUCAAGUGAAGUUUUGCACAGAAGCCGUUGAAGGUGUUUGUGUUCUGUUUCACCAAGUAAUGUGCAGCAGGAAAAAUAAUAGAGUCCAUGAUCUUUAAUAUUGUAUUUUUGUUAGCCUCCUGUUUCACUUUGUCAUCUUGUACGCAGUCUUGCAUUUGUGGUCUGUCUAAGAUGUGCAUAGAGGACAGCAGAUUGCUUUGACUUGGCUCUCGUUGAUGUGCUGGCACAGCUUGCCACAAGUGACGGGGGUUACCCUGUGUCUGCACGUUGCGUGGCAGCACUGGGAGGUCCAUGGAAGAGGUGAAGGUGACCGCUCUCUAGGUGAUGUGUCAGACCACCAGAAGAUCUGCUCUUACAGUGUGACCCAUAGGUAGUCACUUACAUGCUGGCACCAUUGUGCCUUAUCACAACCUAAAAUAUGGUAAAUGAGGUGAUGGAAGGAGUGAGUGCUGUAACUCACUACAAUGCAUGUUACAGUCAUUCUCUUACAAUAUUGUGGCAUAUAUCUUGUAUUAAACAGAUAAGCUUUCAUUUAACUGAAAAAUCAAAUAGAGCUUAUGUAUAGUCUGUUGUACAGGGCCUGGCCCCCUUUUCACUGUCCUAAGCAACUCUGGUACAGCACUCAUGUGGUUGUAGUUGCAUGGUUACAGAAGUGUGUAGUGUUGUUUUACCUUGCCUUAGCCAGGCCUGCUGCAUAUGUUGAUAUUCUGCGUGCGGAAAAACAAUGUUGUGUUUUAGGCAAGGAUAUCUAUAAGGUUAAGAAUGAUGUUGAUCGUGUCUGCUUUUCAUCAAACAAUAACUGGCAAACUGAAUGCUAUGCUAACUAACAGUAAUUCUGGGAUGUACUGAAAUGGGUGGCAUGUGGGCCUGGGCAGAGAGCACAAGUAGUUGUUUCUGGAGGCUCUUCACAGUCAGUGCACUGUUCAUAUUUCCUCCUACCUGAGUUGGGAACAUACAGGUCUGCAUUCAGCCUGUAAUUGUGCUAUAUUGUGUGUUUGGAAUGUUUUUUUUUUUUUAAUAACUCAUACAAAUCUCUGGGCUGUGUAUUUUAUAUAGUCACUGUUUUCUGGCAUUCACAGAAAUAAAACAGAGUGCUUCUUACUCACAUCAAAAAAAUGUUCUCAGGGCAAACCUUGAACAAACAUUGAUUUCCUUUGGCCACAACAGCAAUGCACUAAACCCGUAUUACUUGAGCAAAAGUAGAAAAGUGAAGCUAUUACUUUCCUUGUGUCUGUGAACGUUGCAUGUGGCUGCACAGGAGAACUUUUGUGUCAUGUUUGGUCUGUGGUACAGGUCUUGUGGACUGUUCUGCUGGGCUCUCACCUUUUAUAAAAGAUAGGUCUUCUAAACAUAGGAAUAUACUAGGCUGUUGGUAUUUUCUUGCCAUAACUGAACAUUCAAAGCUAUGGUUAAAAAAAAGGGUCAAUAUUGUUCUUGCAGAUGACAGGUUAAAACAGAAAACAACUACGGGCCAGAAUUCAGGCAAUCCUGAAUUUCCUGCAAGAAAUCGUCCUUUGCCCAAAUGGAGAAGGAGAACAAACAGAGAAUGUAAGGUUUGGGUUUAGCUGGGGUUUUGGGUUGCUUGGGGAGGGGUUGUCCUUCCACAUAGAUUUUUCUUCCUUGGUAUCAAAUAAUAAAGUUAGAGGGAACAUUUGGUGCUAGGUGGGGCUGGUUUGAUGGGACAAUACUGAAGACUUUGUUCAGGUGCCACUCGGUCUCUCCUCUACUGCCAAUUUCAGGAUUUGGCCAAUAGUUGUUGCACACGUACAGUAUUUGUCAGGGUUUUGACUCUAUUUAGAUCCAGAGAAUAACAUAUGAUUAUUUAUUAUUAUUUUACACUUCUUCUGUCAACCAUGAAAACAGCCCUUUUCUUCAAACAGGAGCAGAACAAAAAGAGUAACAAGAGUUCAAAGGCAUCAUGGAAUGAAUACAUUCUCCCUCCAUUCCAGUUAUAAACUGUGUCAGCCGUAAGUUUGCAGCAUGCACAGUAAGAAGCAUCCCUGGCUCAGAGAAGUGACAGGGAGAAGUGACGGGCCCUCCUGUACCCUUGGGGUGAGAAGCCAGGCUCUGCCUCUCCUGGGGCAGAGCUGUCAGUGACAUGGCUGCAGGACGGAGAGGUGAAGCAACUUGCAAAAUCACUCAUACAUGUCUCAGGGCAAGGAGCAGCUUCCCAGAGGCUGGGUCUGUCACCUUGGCCUCUCUAGAAGCAGCCGAGUGCUUCUGUGCCACUCCAGUUCCCAUUUAAUGAAACCGCCACCGGCUGCCUUUUCUUUGCCCUUAUGUGGUGCCUUUGGCCUCUCCUCCUCUUGCUCACGCAGGAGAUUGGGGUUUAGAGGGCAGCUCCACCUGGCAGCGUCACAUGCUCUCUUCUAGUGUGGCACCUUAGGUGACUGUCUACCUUCCCUAAGCUCCAGGCAUUGAGUUACUGGUCUAAUUCUCUCCCCCUCUGUCUGGUGAAUCCGUACACAACAGCAGUGAGGUGUCUCCCAUGUUCAUCAGUCGGGUGUUGCUGCAGGCUGAGAGCAGGGGAGGUGAGCAUUGCCACCGCCUGCGCUAUCUCCGAGCUUUCAUGCCCAGCUCACCCACCCUCAGGCAUGCGUCUGCAUGAUUAGCAGUUGCUGAUCAACUCCUCUGUUUUUCAAGGUUAAACAAGACAAGAAGAAAAAAAUGGUGUACUGCUUUAAAGGAACACCAUGCGUCUGGCAAAAUUUUGAGAAGGCUCAAGGCGUUAAAGAAAGCUCAUCUAAAUAAAGGAGGGUUAACGUGACAUUGCAGUUACUUAAUCCUGUAUUGUCCUGCCAUGUGACUGCAGAGAUACUGAGGCGCAGUGUUCCUUUUGCCUGGUGCACAGAUUAUGCUUUUCCUGUCAUCUUCCAGGAUCAGUUGCUUUGUUAAAGCUGCCAUGAGGAGGAAACAGAGGAGCAACAAACUUUUUACAGCAAGGCUUCAAGGCACAUUGCCAUUUACAAGGCAGAGUCACAAGCAUACAGGCUGAAAAAUGAAUCAAAGGGAAACCCUACGUUCAGCUCUUGGACUGGUACCAGAAUGAAGGAGAACUACGCUCUUAAAAGUCAGCUAUUCAAAAUGAACUGGAAGCAUCCGGAUUUAUUCAGAGUAGUUAAUCAGCUAUUUGUUUGACCUUUAUCAAGUUAGUUUUCAAAGCAGCAAGCUAAAGCCUGAAAAUUCGUGUCAAAUGUUUUGCAUGUGUCAAAUGUACUGUAUAGACAGUGAGCAACUCAGCGCUUUCUUCCACAAAGUUUACAGUUUUAAUUGCAAAGCCUCUUUUACCUUGUAGAUGAAGAUCCUGACAUACUAAAUCUGUUAGCGAGAGAUGGAUGUAAACAGCUUCCAGUUUUAUCUCUGAUUUUUGAACAGAACUGCAAUAUGUAGAUACGCCAGAUUUGCUUUUGAAGUAAUUUCCAAACUAAUCCUUGGACUUUCAGUAAGCUGCUUUUUUUGCUAAGUUUGUCACUGUGUCCAUUAUGUGCAGGAUUGCAUAUCCAUACAGAACUAUUUCAUUUAAACUCCUUAUCGGGACAUCUUGUUAAAUGGGGAAGUAAUUACCCUAUAAACUAUGACAACAGGAUAUGUGAAUGGAGGAAGUCUUGGAAAACACCGCUAUUCCAGGUGGCAUCGUGAGGACAGCGGAGAAGACGAUGGGCACCCAGAGUGCUGUGGAGGAGAUGAAGAGGGCAGGCAGCACAGGCUGACCCCAUUUGAGAAACUAAUGCAGGAUAUGUCCCAGAAUGAAAAAGUGGUGAAAGAAUUAACCCUGGGAAAGAGAAUUGGCUUCUAUCGAGUCAGAGGAGAAAUAGGAAGUGGGAAUUUCUCACAAGUGAAGCUUGGAAUUCAUUCCCUAACCAAAGCAUUUUUCUUUUCAGAGAAAGUUGCAAUUAAGAUUUUGGACAAGACAAAGCUAGACCGGAAGACUCAACGUUUGCUAUCUCGUGAGAUAUCCAGCAUGGAAAAACUGCACCACCCAAAUAUCAUCAGAUUGUAUGAAGUGGUGGAGACACUCUCAAAACUGCACCUGGUGAUGGAGUAUGCAGGAGGUGGGGAGCUCUUCACUAAAAUCAGUACAGAAGGGAAGUUGCUAGAAACAGAGUGUAAAAUAAUCUUCUCCCAGAUUGUGUCUGCUGUGAAGCACAUGCAUGAGAAUAAUAUCAUUCACCGGGACUUGAAAGCAGAAAAUGUCUUCUACACCAGUAACACCUGUGUUAAGGUGGGAGACUUUGGAUUCAGCACAAUAAGUAAAAGAGAUGAAACUUUAAAUACUUUCUGUGGCUCUCCUCCCUAUGCUGCCCCCGAACUCUUCCGAGAUGAAAACUAUGUUGGCAUUUACGUAGACAUCUGGGCACUGGGAAUCCUGUUAUACUUUAUGACGACAGGCAUCAUGCCAUUUCGGGCAGAUACAGUGGCCAAACUGAAAAAGUGCAUUCUUGAGGGGACAUACAGUUUGCCUCCCUGCCUCUCAGAAACUUGCCAGAAACUGAUAAAAGGAGUCCUUCAGCCAGUACCAACAGAACGAUACUCUGUCAAACUUAUUAUGAACAGUGAAUGGAUGCAAGGAAUACAGUACCCCAAACCUUUACAGCCGUUUAAACUGGAUCCAAAGUAUUUAUCAGACAUCAGUACACUCAAAGAGGAAGAAAUUGAAGUGAAAAAUAUUCUGGAAGAGCUGGGAAUCACAGAAGAGCACAUUCAAAAUAACCGGGGAAGAGAUGCGCGCAGCUCAAUAACAGGGGUCUACAGAAUUGUUUUGCACAAGGUACAGAAGAAAAGGGCACUUGAAUGUGUUCCUAUCAUGUCCCACCCAGACCCCAAAGAACAAGACUUGAGGAGAGGAAUCUGUUCUUACAGCGGGAUGAAGCACACAUCCAAGCUGUGUUCUAUUUUAUAAACUGCACUGCAGGCUUUAUACUUGGCACAUUUAACAAAGGGUUUUAUUCACUUUCCACAAGUUCUGGUGUUACAUUUUUUGUAAUUUUUGAAUAAACCAAAAAUGCCUCAUCUCUCCUUUGCAUUUCUCAAGUCACCGCAAAGUGCUCAAAUAGAGGUCUCAUGCAUUUGUUUGUUCCUUGCUCCAGAGAAAGAGACAUGGUGUAGCCAGUGCAAGAACCCCAGUAAGUGAAACAGGUAAGGGAUCAUUAGUGGAGGUGAUCCUUUAGUAAAGGUCAAAUAGUAUUGCAUUUAACACACUUGGGAGAUUCUCAGUACAGGCACUUAACAGCUAACUUCUUGAAAAGUUGUACCUCAGCUUGACUCAGCUUUACCACUGCAAACCAGGACAGUUUAUGCAGAGAACUAAAUUUAAGCAGAAACCUAAACUUAAGCAGAAACCAGAACAUAAUCUAAAGAACUGCAAAUUCUUCUUUAAGACUUCUUCAGAAAAUUUAAACAUAAUAAAAUGUGUAUCAGAGCCUGUUUUUUUUUUUUAAUUUAAAGAAACAGCA
This is a messenger RNA of Haliaeetus leucocephalus (bald eagle), 6832 nucleotides long. RefSeq names its product NIM1 serine/threonine protein kinase (gene NIM1K). Gene Ontology annotation, molecular function: ATP binding; protein serine/threonine kinase activity; tau-protein kinase activity. Lineage: Eukaryota; Metazoa; Chordata; Aves; Accipitriformes; Accipitridae. The transcript is spliced from 4 exons. Gene Ontology annotation, cellular component: cytoplasm. Gene Ontology annotation, biological process: protein phosphorylation; microtubule cytoskeleton organization; intracellular signal transduction. The record is from RefSeq and is a predicted model, not a curated record. Bases 4954 to 6279 code for a protein of 441 amino acids.